GGUGUAUUUCCCUUCUUGCAGGAAAAAGAAAAUGCUUUCACGGUGCAGGAAGACGCAAUUGAUACCGUGCUUCAGUAGCAUAGAGAUCGUGAUGUGUUUGUGGGUUGUGUGUGCCGUUUUAACUUUGGUCGCAUCUCAGCAGAAAUUUUACAUUCAGGGCCGAUACGGUAAAAGGCAGGAGCCACGCGCAGAUGCUUUCUACGUAUCGGGAGGCAGGUACGGUCGCAACGAAAACUCGCAGGAAACGAGCAAAUCGUUGCCGAAAUUGGUGGAAGUGGAGGUACCGAGGAUAGAUCGAUUCUUUUGGAAUGGUAGAUACGGAAAGCACUCGCCACCGGAUUAUCGGUCAGUUUCGUCGGUGAAUCGAUUCAGCGCCGUGCUCAACUUCAUGGAUCAAGUUGAUCUCGAUCGAGAGAACGACGCCAGCAACCGGAACGAGCUCGAGCUUCUACCUUAG
This is a messenger RNA of Heterotrigona itama, 457 nucleotides long. NCBI's taxonomy places the organism in Eukaryota, Metazoa, Arthropoda, Insecta, Hymenoptera, Apidae. The record is from the annotation of a GenBank genome assembly.